AUGACGACAUCUACCAAUAAGUCUAUCAUAGUGCUAAUAGGAGGUGGUCAUGCUGCUGGAAAAAGAACGGCUGCUAAACUCUUAAAACAAGAGAUUAAUGAUACUUUGCCUAAGGCUCCCCUUGAUGUUCAACUUAUUGAUUUAAAUGAAUAUAAAGAUGAUUGUAAAAAGACGAUUGAUACCGAUAAAUAUAGCAUGGAUAAGUCAGUGGUGACCAAUGCUAAUUUCAAAAAUGACAAGUUUCCUCCUUUAAAACCAUCAAGAUUCAAUUUUGAAGAGUUGAAGCUAUAUUUACGUCAUAAUUCAGACAUACCUCAAGAUCAACCUCAAAAGGUUUUCAUUGUCCAUGGGUUAUAUGCGUUGUAUGAUAAGGAAUUAAGAGACAUGUCAUAUAUAAAGGUGUUUAUGGAUAGUGAUACCGAUACAAGAUUAAUCAGAUGGAUAAGACGUGAUGUUCUUGGUGAAGGGGAUGAUAAACUUAAUUUGGAAACCUUACUUAAUUCAUAUGUCUUAGGAGCUAGAGCUGAAAUGAGUGAUUUCAUAUUCCCCACUAAAGAGUUUGCUGAUGUGAUUAUGCCUAGAGGGGCUGAACAUAAUGCUGUCAAGUUAAUAUUCGAUGGUUUAUUACCAUACCUUGCUGAUAAUCAUUCCCAACCUGAACGAAUGUUCUUACCUCAUGCUCCAGGUAAUUACUUAAGACCCAAUGAUCCUUUUGAUAAGGAAUUAUUCGAUGGACAAAAGAGUACAUUCUAUGAAUUGAAUUAA
Scheffersomyces coipomensis is the source of this 765-nucleotide messenger RNA. RefSeq names its product putative uridine kinase. Gene Ontology annotation, molecular function: uridine kinase activity; ATP binding. The record is from RefSeq and is a predicted model, not a curated record. Gene Ontology annotation, biological process: pyrimidine-containing compound salvage. Gene Ontology annotation, cellular component: cytoplasm. NCBI's taxonomy places the organism in Eukaryota, Fungi, Ascomycota, Pichiomycetes, Serinales, Debaryomycetaceae. The transcript has a single exon. Bases 1 to 765 code for a protein of 254 amino acids.